Messenger RNA from Trypanosoma conorhini, 408 nucleotides. RefSeq lists its product as uncharacterized. The record is from RefSeq and is a predicted model, not a curated record. NCBI's taxonomy places the organism in Eukaryota, Euglenozoa, Kinetoplastea, Trypanosomatida, Trypanosomatidae. The coding region runs from base 1 to 408 and encodes 135 amino acids. The transcript has a single exon.
AUGUCUAUGUUUCGUCGCACGCCUCGGCUACUGAGUGCGCCCACGACGACGCACACAAAUGCGCAACAAGAGGUGCUUGAAAUUAAGUCCGCGUAUUCCCUGCUGCGGAUGUGUUAUCGCUCGAUUGACAUUAGGGUGAAGUCACGUCAUGCGCGUCAGUUCUUACAAAAGCGUCUGAUGCAGCAGUGGCGCGAGAACUGCCACGAGACAGAUCCUGAGAAGCAACGAUUUCUUAUGGACCACGCGGGUUCGUUUCUGCAGGCCCUGCACUCCCCGCGUAACCCCAAGCCGGGCGAGGUCGUCACCUUUCAACUCUCCCGCCAAGUGGCAUACGAAGAGGCGCAGCGGGCGAAGGCGGAGCGGGCAAAGACGGUACACAAACUUCCUUUGGGUGCCAAGUUGAACUAG